Molecule: messenger RNA, 1629 nt
Organism: Candidozyma auris
Lineage: Eukaryota; Fungi; Ascomycota; Pichiomycetes; Serinales; Metschnikowiaceae
Gene: ATP1
Product: F1F0 ATP synthase subunit alpha
Exons: 2
Coding region: 1-1629 (542 amino acids)
Biological process (GO): proton transmembrane transport; proton motive force-driven ATP synthesis
Molecular function (GO): proton-transporting ATP synthase activity, rotational mechanism; ATP binding; ADP binding
Source: RefSeq, a predicted model, not a curated record
AUGUUGUCAGCUCGUUCUGCUUUGCGUACCGCUGCCCGUGCAGCCUCUGUUUCUAGAAUGCGUGUCGCCCGUCCAGCUGUUUCUGCUGCUGUGCGUUACGCCUCUGCUAAGGCUGCCCCUACCGAGGUUUCCUCCAUCUUGGAGGAGAGAAUCAAGGGCGUCUCUGAGGAGGCCAACUUGAACGAAACCGGUAGAGUCUUGUCUGUUGGUGACGGUAUUGCCCGUGUCUUCGGUUUGAACAAUGUCCAGGCUGGUGAGUUGGUUGAGUUCUCUGGUGUCAAGGGUUUGGCCUUGAACUUGGAGGCUGGCCAGGUCGGUAUUGUCUUGUUCGGUUCCGAUGCUUUGGUCAAGGAGUCCGAGCCAGUCAAGAGAACCGGUAAGAUUAUUGACGUUCCAGUCGGUCCAGAGUUGUUGGGUCGUGUUGUUGACGGUUUGGGUAACCCAAUCGACGGUAAGGGACCUUUGAACAACAAGGAGACCAGAAAGGCCGAGGUCAAGGCCCCAGGUAUCUUGCCAAGAAGAUCUGUUCACGAGCCAAUGCAGACUGGUAUGAAGUCUGUUGACGCCUUGGUGCCAAUUGGUAGAGGUCAGAGAGAAUUGAUUAUCGGUGACCGUCAGACCGGUAAGACCGCCGUCGCCUUGGACACCAUCUUGAACCAGAAGAAGUGGAAUUCUGGUAACGACGAGAAGAAGAAGUUGUACUGUGUCUACGUUGCCGUCGGUCAGAAGAGAUCCACCGUUGCCCAGUUGGUCAAGACCUUGGAGGAGAGAGACGCUUUGAAGUACUCCAUCAUUGUUGCCGCCACUGCUUCUGAGGCUGCUCCUUUGCAAUACAUUGCUCCUUUCACCGGUUGUACCAUUGGUGAGUGGUUCAGAGACAACGGCAGACACGCUUUGAUCAUCUACGAUGACUUGUCCAAGCAGGCUGUUGCUUACCGUCAAUUGUCCUUGUUGUUGAGACGUCCUCCAGGAAGAGAGGCUUACCCUGGUGAUGUUUUCUACUUGCACUCCCGUUUGUUGGAGAGAGCCGCCAAGAUGUCCGAGGCCUAUGGUGCUGGUUCUUUGACCGCUUUGCCAAUCAUUGAGACUCAGGGUGGUGAUGUCUCUGCUUACAUUCCAACCAACGUCAUUUCUAUUACUGAUGGUCAGAUUUUCUUGGAGGCUGAAUUGUUCUACAAGGGUAUCAGACCAGCUAUUAACGUCGGUUUGUCCGUGUCCCGUGUCGGUUCCGCCGCGCAGGUGAAGGCCAUGAAACAAGUUGCUGGUUCUUUGAAAUUGUUCUUGGCUCAGUACAGAGAAGUCGCUGCUUUCGCCCAAUUCGGUUCUGACUUGGAUGCUUCCACCAAGCAGACCUUGAACAGAGGUGAGAGAUUGACUCAGAUCUUGAAGCAGAAGCAGUACAGCCCAAUGGGUGCAGAGGAGCAGGUCCCUAUCAUUUACGCUGGUGUUAACGGUUACUUGGACAACAUUGAGGUUUCCAGAGUCGGUGAGUUUGAGGAGGCUUUCUUGUCCAACUUGAAGAGCAACCACCCAGAGAUUCUCAAUGCCAUCAAGGAGAAGGGUGAAUUGUCCAAGGACGACUUGGAGUCCUUGAAGAAGGCUACCGAGAGCUUCGUUUCUUCUUUCUAA